Molecule: messenger RNA, 570 nt
Organism: Hyaloscypha bicolor E
Lineage: Eukaryota; Fungi; Ascomycota; Leotiomycetes; Helotiales; Hyaloscyphaceae
Exons: 2
Coding region: 101-439 (112 amino acids)
Source: RefSeq, a predicted model, not a curated record
GGCGGCGUGAGGCAGUUACAUGGCUACACCAUGAGUGAAUUUCUACCUGGCACUUUUAUUAGCCCGUAAUAUAUCAUGACUCAAGGCGCGACCGUUAUCGAUGUCGCUGAAGGCGUUUUUGGUUGUUCCGGUGAAUACUUUUGCGAGAGCAGCUUCACCCUCUCGGCAGUCAAAACGUGACGGUGUACGGCGCACCAACGAUCACGGAGCUCCCAUCUUGGCUGGUACGGGACCAACAAACUGUCCCGCCAUCGCCAAAGGCCAGUAUGACCGCAUCAACUCCGUCUGUGGCAAGGGGGCAAACAGCAACCCCCACUACCAUUACUAUUCCUCAGUCUCAGGGUCUUUCCACAGGAGUAAAGAAAGGAAUCGGGGUUACAGUAGCGUUUGUACAGUGAAGCCUCGAUAUAAGGAUACCGAAACUGUCCCCAAAAACUAAGGAUAUACCGAGGUAUUCUUAUAACGAGGUGUGGCACACAGCAAAAUUAAUCCCUGCGGGGCCAGCAGAUGUAUCCUUAUAUCGAGGAUAUCCUUAUAUUGAGUAUCCUUGUAGCGAGGUUUCACUGUACU